GAUGAAGCAGGAAUCCCAGGCAUACUGGUUGGAGUUUCUGUAGAUGGAAAGGAAGUCUGGUCAGAAGGUUUGGGUUAUGCUGACGUAGAGAAUCGUGUCGUAUGUAAGCCAGAAACUAUCAUGCGAAUUGCUAGUAUUAGCAAGUGUCUUACGAUGAUGGCUGUUGCUAAACUGUGGGAAGAGGGGAAACUGGAUUUAGAUGCUCCAGUGCAGAAAUAUGUCCCUGAAUUUCCCGAAAAAGUCUACGAGGGUGAAAAGGUCGCUAUUACUACGAGACUGUUAGUUUCACACUUGAGUGGGAUUCGUCACUAUGAAAAAGAUAUUGCAAAAGUAAAGGAGGAGAAGGAAAAGGCAAACAGAGCAAGUAAACUAACAAAACCCUGUCAAGAUAAAGAACAAAAAGAGAAAGAAGGCAAAGAGAUUGAAAAGACCGAUUCUGUCAAACCGAGGAAAGAACAUGAAGGUGAGGUGAAAAGCCGAAAUUCAAAGCCUGGCAGAAGAGACAAGGAAUUUGAGCAAGAAGAGUAUUAUUUGAAGGAAAAAUUUGAAAGCGUGAUAGAAUCACUGAAAAUAUUCAAAAAUGAUCCUUUAUUCUUUAAACCAGGUAGUCAGUUCUUGUAUUCAACAUACGGCUUUACUCUCUUAAGCGCUGUUGUGGAGAGAGUUUCAGGACAAAAAUUUACAGAUUAUAUGCUAAAAAUGUUUCGUGAUUUGGAUAUGCUAUCAACUGUACUAGAUGACAAUGAAGCAAUGAUAUAUAACAGAGCAAGGUGCUAUGUUUACAACAAAAAGGGACGGCUGGUAAACGCACCGUACGUGGACAACUCUUACAAGUGGGCUGGUGGUGGCUUUCUGUCGUCAGUAGGGGACCUUCUGAAAUUUGGAAAUGCCUUGUUAUACAGCUAUCAAGCCGGCCAGUUUAAAAAGACUGAUGGCAAACUUCUUCCUGGGUACCUCAAACCAGACACAGUCGCCAUGAUGUGGACCCCAGUGCCAAAAACAGAAGUAUCGUGGGACAGGGACGGUAAAUACGCAAUGGCUUGGGCUGUAGUAGAGAAAAAACAAGAAUGUGGCUGCUGCAGACAGCAGAGACACUAUGCGUCGCAUACGGGUGGUGCAGUGGGCGCUAGUAGUGUCCUCCUGAUUCUUCCUGAAGAGCUGGACUCGGAAGCUCUAGAUACUGGGCUGGUGGCACCACCUAGAGGAGUAGUUGUUAGUAUUAUCUGUAACAUGCAAUCGGUUUCACUCAACAGCACUGCCUUAAAGAUUGCAAGGGAAUUUGAUAAAGAAAAAUGGGCCCAAUAUAUAGAUUAAAAAGAGAGA
Messenger RNA from Apaloderma vittatum (bar-tailed trogon), 1323 nucleotides. RefSeq names its product lactamase, beta (gene LACTB). The annotation marks the transcript as partial. NCBI's taxonomy places the organism in Eukaryota, Metazoa, Chordata, Aves, Trogoniformes, Trogonidae. The record is from RefSeq and is a predicted model, not a curated record. The transcript is spliced from 5 exons.